AUGUCCCAGGAGGAGACCGAGCUGCAGCAGGGCCUGAGAGGGAGGAAGACCGACUCGGUGAGGAUUAAUACGCGGAAUGAGAGGCCGUUCAGCUGCAGUCAGUGUGGGAAGAGGUUCACUCGCUCCAGCAGCCUGAAGGAGCACCAGCAGUUUCACACCGGGGAGAGACCGUUCAGCUGCAGUCAGUGCGGGAAGAGCUUUUCGCACGUGAGCAGUUUGAAGAAGCACCAGCAGACCCACACGGGCGAUCGGCCCUACGGCUGCAGCCUGUGCAGCAGGAGCUUCAGCUGCACCUUGAGAGAGCACCGGCGGACCCACAUCGGCGAGCGGCCCUUCACCCGCGGUGAGUGCGGGCGGGGCUCGAGCAGCUCGAAGAAGCACCGGCGCGUCCACAAGGGGGAGCGGCUGCACACCCGCGGGGAGUGUGGGAAGAGCUUCGGCCACUCCGGGAUCCUGAAGGACCACGAGCGGAUCCACACGGGGGAGCGGCCCUGUGACUGCGGUCAGGGUGGGAAGAGCUUUGUUUACUCGAACGACCUCAAGCGGCACCAGCGCUUGGCGGUGUGGCAGUGCGAGAGUGGGAGGAGCCGCGGCGAACGCCAGUAA
Molecule: messenger RNA, 606 nt
Organism: Lepisosteus oculatus (spotted gar)
Lineage: Eukaryota; Metazoa; Chordata; Actinopteri; Semionotiformes; Lepisosteidae
Product: zinc finger protein interacting with ribonucleoprotein K-like
Biological process (GO): regulation of transcription by RNA polymerase II
Molecular function (GO): RNA polymerase II cis-regulatory region sequence-specific DNA binding; DNA-binding transcription factor activity, RNA polymerase II-specific
Source: RefSeq, a predicted model, not a curated record